CAAAAACGUCUAAACAAUAAGAAAGAAAGAAAUGUCGCAAUCUGUUCUUACCGAAUAUCUCGACUUUUCCAUUGACCUCGCUAAGCAGGCUGGUGCUAUGAUAAAAGAGGGUGUCGAUAAAAGAAUGGCAGGAUCCGGAUCCAUCAUGGCCAAGUACUCAAAUCCUUCUGACAUGGUGACUGAAACUGACCAGGCUGUCGAGGCCUUUGUGAAAGAAAAGAUCAGCGCGGCCUACCCUUCUCACAAAUUCAUUGGUGAAGAGACUUUUGCGGCUGGUGAAAAACCAUCGUUUACAGAUGAACCAACCUGGAUUGUCGACCCCAUCGAUGGUACAACCAACUUCAUUCAUGGCUAUCCCUUCGUCGCCAUUUCCAUUGGUUUGACUAUCAAUAAGAUUCCUGUUGUUGGCGUUAUUUACAACCCAUUGUUGAACGAACUGUACUCCGCCGCCGAUGGUCAAGGUGCUUUCCUCAACCAGACCACCAAACUUCCUUUGUUCGACACGAAAGCUAUCGCACCUCUCAAAGACCUUUCCGAAUGCCUUGUCAUGACGGAAAUGGGUUCUGAUAGAUCUUCCGCUGUCAUCUCACGCAAAAUAGAUGCCAUCCAUAAUCUAGUAGCGUCCAAGGAAGACCCUGGCACUCGGUCUGUCAUCCAAAAUGCUGUUGGAACUCAAGUUCACAGUAUUCGUAGCACUGGUUCCGCAGCUCUUAACCUUUGCUGUGUUGCCAAGGGUGUGGCCGAUAUCUUUUGGGAAAUUGGAUGCUGGGAAUGGGACGUAUGCGCUGCUGUUGUCAUCUUGAGAGAGGCUGGUGGUAUUGUUCUGGACGGCAUUGUUCCCGGGGACAAGGAAGUCAACAUCUUCUGUCGCCGAUACCUUGGUAUUCGACCCACCGGAGAUCGGGAGAGCCAGUUGAAUAUUGCUAGAAAAUUCUGGUCUGUUGUUCCAAACGAUAUAGAUGCUCCCAGAGACGCCGUUCCCGGUGGUUAUGAACCAUAGAAAAAUUUAAAGAUGCUUUGGAGAAGAACCCAGUGUUUAGACACGUUGAAUUCAUAUUCUGCAUUGAUCAGUGUUUAUCUUUUAUUCCUAUGAAAAUGGCCAUUAUAGAUGACAUAAAAUUUAGAGAAAAGAAAAAUAGAAGAUAGAAUUCUUAUUUACAUAGU
Molecule: messenger RNA, 1164 nt
Organism: Umbelopsis ramanniana AG
Lineage: Eukaryota; Fungi; Mucoromycota; Umbelopsidomycetes; Umbelopsidales; Umbelopsidaceae
Exons: 4
Coding region: 32-1000 (322 amino acids)
Biological process (GO): phosphatidylinositol phosphate biosynthetic process; inositol metabolic process; signal transduction
Molecular function (GO): inositol monophosphate 1-phosphatase activity
Source: RefSeq, a predicted model, not a curated record